Messenger RNA from Oryzias latipes (Japanese medaka), 3348 nucleotides. It is a transcript of the gene mmp14a, whose product is annotated as matrix metallopeptidase 14a (membrane-inserted). Gene Ontology annotation, biological process: zymogen activation; collagen catabolic process; extracellular matrix organization. NCBI's taxonomy places the organism in Eukaryota, Metazoa, Chordata, Actinopteri, Beloniformes, Adrianichthyidae. Gene Ontology annotation, cellular component: extracellular matrix; plasma membrane. Gene Ontology annotation, molecular function: metalloendopeptidase activity; zinc ion binding. The record is from RefSeq and is a predicted model, not a curated record.
CACCAAUAUCCUCCCUUCACGGAGCAACCCUAAAGGAACUGAGGCUCUACUGCGUAGACUUUUCUGACUUUAUUGAACAUUUCGUGCGCUCGGUUCAGAGACACAGCCCCCUAAGUCCCGGGUAUUUUGCGCUGGAUUUGUUGUGUGCGCUCAGAUGUGGAGUUAGUCAGUUCUGCUCGGUUUCCUCCUCGUCUCUGGUGCCUGUGAGGACAGUUUCGUCUUCUCGUCGGGGAGACAGACGGUUGGUGAAGUUGGGCAGAAAUGCGGCUGCAGCUGCUCGGCCUGACCUGCGCGCUCUGCUGCUGGAGCUUAAUCUCAGCAAAUGUGCUGGAAGCAGAGGGGUGGCUGCAGCAAUAUGGUUACCUGCCCCCUGGUGAUGUCCGAGCUCAGGCCAUCCGCUCACCCAAGUCCAUAGAAAAAGCAAUAGCCUCCAUGCAGAGGUUUUAUGGACUGACUGUCACCGGCACCAUAGACACAGAGACAUUAGAAGCCAUGAAGCGCCCUCGUUGUGGAGUCGUAGAUAAAUUCGGCCCAGAGUUGAAAACCAGCUUGAGGAGGAAGAGAUACGCAAGGCAGGGUCUGAAGUGGGAGAAGUCUGAGGUGACCUUCAGCAUAGAGAACUUCACCCCCAAAGUGGGGGAAAGAGCCACAUCUGAAGCCAUUCGAAAGGCUUUCAAGGCGUGGGAGAGUGUUAUCCCACUCACCUUCCGUGAGAUCCCCUUCAGCCACAUCCGAGGCAAAGUCGACAAGUACGCGGACAUCAUGUUGUCCUUCGCUGAAGGCUUCCACGGCGACAGCACGCCAUUUGACGGCGAGGGUGGCUUUCUGGCACACGCUUACUUUCCAGGCGUCGGUAUUGGGGGAGACACUCACUUUGACCUCGCAGAGCCGUGGACAACAGGGACCACGGACCAGGGAGGAAAUGAUGUUUUCCUGGUAGCGGUCCAUGAGCUGGGUCAUGCUUUGGGUCUGGAGCACUCGAAUGACCCUUCCGCCAUCAUGGCCCCUUUCUAUCAGUGGUUUGAGACAGAAAACUUCCAGCUUCCAGAUGAUGACCGAAGAGGCAUCCAGGCUAUUUAUGGAUCAAAGUCAGGGGUGCCCCCUCCUCCUCCUCCCCCCCGGCCCACUAAGCCAUCAAAGCCUGACAAGCCUGACCACGGCCCGGACAUAUGUGAUGGACACUUUGACACCAUCGCAGUCCUCAGAGGGGAGAAGUUUGUUUUUAAGGACAAGUGGUUUUGGCGAGUUCGGAAUAACAAAGUGCUGCCAAACUAUCCCAUGCCUAUUGGUCACUUCUGGAAAGGUCUUCCUUCGAACAUUGACGCAGCCUACGAGAGGACUGAUGGGAAAUUUGUCUUCUUUAAGGGUGACAAAUAUUGGGUUUUUAGUGAGUCUACCUUGGAGAAGGAUUAUCCAAAGAAUCUGGGAGAUUUGGGCACCGGCCUUCCAAAAGACAGGAUUGAUGCUGCUCUCCUUUACACACAUACAGGACAGACAUUCUUCUUUAAAGGAUCCCAAUACUUUCGCUAUAACGAGAAAACGCGCAGAGUGGACAGAGACUAUCCAAAGUCCAUCAACACAUGGACUGGAGCACCAGAUAACAUUGAAGCCGUCAUCAUGAGCGAAGAUGGAUCCUACACUUACUUCUACAAAGACAAUAAAUACUGGAAGUUCAACAACCAGCACAUGAAGGUGGAGCCUGGCUACCCCAAGUCAGUGCUCCGCGAGUGGAUGGGCUGUGAAAACGAGGAGCCAAAAAAGGGUCGGAACGAUGCCACAGACAGAUCAGGAGGCGCCGGGGCCGUGGCUGUCGUGAUCCCUCUCAUCCUACUCGUACUGGUACUGGUCACGCUGGGAGCACUUUUGUUCUUCAGGAAGUACGGCAUGCCACGCCGCCUCCUCUACUGUAAGAGAUCGCUGCUGGAUAAGGUGUAGACGGAGCAGCAGGCGGUUGACUGACUGCCACAGAGGGACGAGCAGAAAAAGGGAGAGAAUUUAAGGGGACCGGGGCCCAAUGAAAGAAACUGAGAAGGAGAAGAAGUACAGAGCAAGGAAUGAAAGAAGGAAUAAGGUGUAAAAGGGGGGGGGGGGAAUGCCUCAAGUGCCACAAAAGGAUAGGAAAGGCCCAUAAAACUGAAUUCAGGAAAAUGUAUAUUUUAUUUUACCUAUUUAGAUGUCAUCUUUGUGUUCAGAAGUUAAAAACAAACCACCAUAAGAAAAGGGAACUAUACAACACCCCCCCCCCCCUUUUAUAUACAGAAAAAACUUUCUUAUAACUGGACGACUGUAGCAGAACUGCUGUUUGAUUCAAUUCCUGCUUGAAAAACUUGCUCAGAAAUUAAUCUUCUCUUUUUUCAUUUUUUGCUGUUAAAAAAUAUUUUCCCACAGUUAAGACACUCUUAAAAAGUUUUGAUGCUGUUUGGGAAAGGGAUUUUUUUUCUACCACUAAAAAAAGCCACGGGGAAUUAAUUUUUCCUUAAUCAAAUCCACAAGAAUUUUUUUUUUCAUGUAGAAAUUGCUCAUCUUAUACCAUGGUACAGUUUCAGUUAAAUUUAAAAAAAAAGAAGCAUUUCUUGAAACCACGGUACAGAAAUCCUUGUAUUUUUUUGUUGUUGCUUCUCCCGCUUUGAAACAACGGUUGGGGGUUUUGAUGGAGUUGUGUGUAGCAUCUCCGUUGUGCACAGUGUUAAUACAGAGUUGUUAGUGCAGACUUGAAGAUCUGUCAGUCAGACUUAAAGGUUGUUGGAGCCGAUUACCCAUCAAUUGUGUUGCAAAAACCUCAAAGUUUUGACUUGUAAAAACGAAGAUGCUCCGCCUGGUUCAAGAAUGUGCUCACUUCCUUUGUAACUCAAACUUGAGAUGCUCAAACUUGCCAAAGAGACUCUGUGCAAGCUGUCAGAAAGAAAAAGGGGCUUUGCAAAAAUAAUCAAUCAAGUCUCCAGAGAAACUAAGGUGCAAUGUUUUUAAAGAACUGCUUUAAGGGUAAUUAUGAUUAUAAGUAUGAUUAUUGUUAUUAUUGUUGUUCUGGCUUUCCAUGUGUUGUCAUUUGCAGUCCUGCUGGGCAGAGGCGUUGCAUGACGAUAGAAUUGAACCCCAUACUACAUCAUAUAAGAUUAAAGUGAGUCCAGGGGGUGUUUUUUUUAAAUAACAAAACACCACAUGCCCCCAAAUGCUGGCAUAGGAUACCGGCCAUGUUAUUUAUGAACUUUGACAUAGAUGGUGCUCCUUGAUUUUUUUUUUUUUUCACAUCAAUCACAGCCAUGUGAGAGUUUAUUCGGUUUUUAACAAUGAUAAUAGUAAUGAUAUUUAUAAUGAUGACCGUAUUAAUAAAACAGAAUGAUUUGUUUU